AUGAUAAAAGAAAAAGUGAUUUUAAGAAGUGAAGUUUAUCAUGUUUAUUCAUCUGAAUAAUAGGAAAGAAUGAAAGUGUAUUUUGAUUUAUCAGAAAGUAAUAAUAUUUAUAAUAGUAGAAUAUUAAAAUUGUUUGGAACCUUGUUAAAAGUUAGUUGAUGGUGAAAUUUGCAAAAAAAAUUGUGAAAAAGUAUUUGAUGAUUAUACUAAAUUACUUUAAUAUAGAUAUGAAGGAGAUAAAAAAUAAUUGAUUGAUGCAAAAGUAUGUUUUCACCUUAUGUAAAAUUGAGGUGUCUGGAUUACCCUCUUUUGAUAGUUUUAAAAGAAAAGAUAGAGGGUUGUUUUACAAAGUUUUUGGGUUUAACUUCAGCGAAUUUUGGGAACCUGAUUAAAGAUAAAUCAAAUAAAUCUGA
Paramecium primaurelia is the source of this 413-nucleotide messenger RNA. The record is from the annotation of a GenBank genome assembly. Lineage: Eukaryota; Ciliophora; Oligohymenophorea; Peniculida; Parameciidae.